Molecule: messenger RNA, 811 nt
Organism: Astyanax mexicanus (Mexican tetra)
Lineage: Eukaryota; Metazoa; Chordata; Actinopteri; Characiformes; Acestrorhamphidae
Gene: pfdn1
Product: prefoldin subunit 1
Exons: 4
Coding region: 75-443 (122 amino acids)
Biological process (GO): protein folding
Cellular component (GO): cytoplasm; prefoldin complex
Molecular function (GO): protein folding chaperone
Source: RefSeq, a predicted model, not a curated record
CUGCUUCACCUUGGCAACCCGGAGUGGACUGUCUUCAGUACGCAUGCGCAGACACUCGCCCUGCCUUCUGCAACAUGGCAGCCCCCGUAGACCUAGAGCUGAAGAAGGCCUUUGCUGAACUGCAAGCUAAAAUGAUUGAUACGCAGCAAAAAGUCAAGAUCGCCGACCUGCAGAUCGAGCAGUUGAGUCGCAUGAAGAAGCACUCCAAUCUGACACAUGUGGAGAUAACCUCCCUUCCUGACAGCACUCGGAUGUAUGAAGGAGUCGGGCGCAUGUUUAUUCUGCAGUCAAAGGAUGAAAUUAAUAAUCAACUGUUGGAAAAGCAGAAGACGGCAGAUGACAAGAUCAAGGAGCUUGAGCAAAAGAAGACAUACCUGGAGCGCAGUGUGAAGGAGGCAGAGGACAACAUCAGAGAAAUGUUAAUGUCCAGGCGGGCCCAAUAAGCUGCCAGUGCACACACACAGGCACACACCUCUGUUUUCACUUCACUUUGCUCACCUGCUAUUGGUUUACACUUUUUUUUUUUAUUACUCACCUGGAGGUGCAAAGGUACCUCUGCGAACACACAUUAUUGUUGUACUUGUGAAUGGGGCCAGUAUGACUGGAUGAACAUGGGUGUGAUAUAUUUAGGUUAUGGGUGUCUGCCAUUACACCUGUCUGUCUGAUCACAUCGUUCUGGAACACUUUCACUGUUAGGAAGUGUGUGUGUGUGUGUGUGUGUGUGUGUUUUUUUUUUUUUUUUGUAAUAAAACCGUGGGUUAUUUAAACUGGCAUUAGCAUGGUAAUAAAGGUGAGUUAUGAAAUGACUAAA